AGAUACCCAGAGAAGGAGAGAGUCCUUCCACCAUUUUCUCAUUUCUGUGAAGUUUUUUUCAUAGAUUUUUACUAUUUUUGUUAGCAGUUUUAUUCCUUCUGGAAAACUGUUAUUAUUCUUGUAAAGCGUUUUCACAAUUGAAGUCGAGGAAGGAACGUCAGUUUCAUCUUUUUGAUCGCGAGCUUUAAGAGUUAUGAGAAAUAAUAGGCCUAGAAAUUUUAGAAUUGUUACUCUAUAAUGGGAAUAUUUUUUUUUUAAGUGAACAGUAGAUAGAUAUAUGCCUCAUAUAAAGGAGAGGGGUCGUUUAAGUGUCGAGAAUUUCCCGCGAAAGUUUGAAAAAUUUCCCCAAAAUUAAACAAUAAGUCAAAGUGUAUUUUAUUUAAAAUUUCAGUUGUGUUAUUUUGUUUAUAAUGUAUACAGGUUUCUGAACAUGCUGUUAAAUCUACCCCCGGAGUUGAUCCAUUCCAUUCUAGUUCUCCUUAAUCCAGGAGAUCUGAGAAACCUUAUCCUAACCUGUACUCAGCUCAGGGUACUAUUAGAUCAUCCGGACUACUGGAGAACCACAACAGUAAGAAGCUCUAGACUAAAAAUUGGAUGCUGUGCUGAAUUCGUAGAAAUUCCAAGGUUUCAGGGAAUCUUGAACCUAGAUCUCUCCGGACUUAUCUCCACAUCUCCGGAGAACUGGGAAUACGUCCUGGCAAGAUUAAGCGCGGAUUUUCAUCGUUUGAAAAAUCUUAAACUAAGAAAUAAUAAUUUUACCAAGGUUCGGUUAAAGAUAACUCCUCCUACUCUGGAGACACUGGAUUUAUCCUUUUCCGUCCUUACUCCGACCCAACUUGACACGGUUUGGGGAUCUCUACUAAACCUCAGAAAAAUGAGGAUUCUAAGAUUAGACUAUUUGGAGAUAUUCUCUCCUGAAACAUGGGAAACCUCUGACAUGGAGAUAUUCUCUUGUGAAACCAGGGAAACCUCUAACCUUGAGAUAUUCUCUUGUGAAACCAGGGAAACCUCUAAUCUGGAAAUAUUCUUUCCUGAAACCUGGGAAACCUCUAAAACCUAUAACAAGCUUACCAGUAGUCACAUAGCUAAAGCAUUAAAACAAUAGGAACAUAAUUGAUCAUUAUUCUGAGUUCAAACAAGUUCCUCGACCCGCUUUGAACCUGAACGUUCAAAAUUUUAAAUAACCGUCAAAUCUAAUAAAAAAUAUUAAGUAAUAAUGGCUACAAAUUGUGAACGGAAUUGGCUAAAAUUUGUGAACUAAAAUCGGCUACAAAUUGUGAACUAACAAUGUCCAACUGUACACACUAUACAGGGAGAACCAAAGGGGGGAAUAAGGGGGCUUAUCCCCUAAAUCCUCCCCCCCCCCUGAGAAAACUGAUGGUUUAAGGUCCCAUGGAUUACAAUAACAAGCCGCUAUGUCAGGCAGAAUGAUCAUGAUGACCAAGAAAACGAACUGUUUGUAAAUAUUUGUAAAUAUUUGUUAUAAUUUAAUAUAUUUGUCCAAUAUCCACACAAAACUCUACAGUUAAAUCAAUAAUAAAAUACAUGUACUGUA
This is a messenger RNA of Eurytemora carolleeae, 1555 nucleotides long. RefSeq lists its product as uncharacterized. Gene Ontology annotation, molecular function: protein binding. NCBI's taxonomy places the organism in Eukaryota, Metazoa, Arthropoda, Copepoda, Calanoida, Temoridae. The record is from RefSeq and is a predicted model, not a curated record. The transcript has 6 exons. The coding region runs from base 431 to 1105 and encodes 224 amino acids.